GCCGGGGCGCCGCGGGGCCGAGCGGAGCGCGAGGAGCGGGAGCGGCGCUCAGGAUGGCUGCAGCUCCUCCAAGCUACUGUUUUGUAGCCUUCCCCCCCUGUUCUAAAGAUGGGCUGGUGGUCUUUGGGAAGAACUCUGCACGGCCCAGGGAUGAAGUGCAGGAGGUGGUCUACUUUGCUGCUGCAGAGCAUGAGCCAGGAAGCAAAGUUGAGUGCACGUACAUCGAGAUUGAGCAGGUGCCCAGGACUCACGCUGUGGUGCUGAGCAGGCCCUCCUGGCUUUGGGGGGCAGAAAUGGGAGCUAAUGAGCACGGAGUAUGUGUGGCUAACGAAGCUGUCGUGACCAGAGAACCAGCUUCUGAGUCUGAAGCCUUGCUUGGCAUGGAUCUUGUCAGACUUGGCCUAGAAAGGGGAGCAACAGCUAAAGAAGCAUUGGAUGUAAUAGUUGCUCUGUUGGAAGAGCACGGACAAGGUGGAAAUUAUUAUGAAGAUGGGAGUUCAUGCCAUACUUUCCAAAGUGCAUUUUUGAUUGUGGACAGAAAUGAAGCCUGGAUACUGGAGACUUCUGGAAAGUAUUGGGCAGCUGAAAAAAUCACAGAGGGAGUGAAAUGCAUUUGCAAUCAGCUUUCAUUAACUACAAAAAUUGAUGCUGAGCAUCCUGAACUAAGGAAUUAUGUGAAAAGUCAAGGCUGGUGGAAUGGAGACUCUGACUUCAAUUUUUCUGAAGUGUUUUCUCUUGCUGAUGAGCAUUUAGCCUGUUGUUCUGGCAGGGAGAGCCUAGAGAAGCAAGGUGGUGACGUUUCUGCACAAGCUAUGAUUGAUGUCCUGCGUGACAAGGACAGUGGUGUCUGUGUGGACUCUGAAUCUUUCCUUACUACAGCUAGCAUAGUGUCUGUUCUGCCUCAGGACCCUAGUUUUCCCUGUAUUCAUUACUUCACUGGCACGCCAGACCCUUCAAGGUCCAUAUUUAAACCCUUUAUUUUUGUUGAUGAUGUAAAAUUAGUACCAAAAGUGCAGUCUCCUUCUUUUGGCAAUGAUGAUCCUGCUAAAAAGAUACCUCGAUUCCAGGAGAAACCAGAUCGUAGGCAUGAAUUGUACAAGGCACAUGAAUGGGCCCGAUCUCUCCUGGAGAGCGAUCAGGAUAAAGGCCAGAAACUGAUGAGGAUUAUGUUAGACCUUGAAAAACAAGGUUUAGAAGCAAUGGAAGAUAUCCUUUCUCGUACAGAGAUUCUGGAUCCAGCUGAAGUAGUGGAUCUUUUCUAUGACUGUGUUGACACAGAACUAAAGUUCUUCAAAUAAACUACAGUGGCUAUUGUUAGCCUUUUCACUGGAAGACUGCAACGUUCUUCAAGCCUUGAAAGAAAGUCUUCACACUUGUGAUUUUGCAGGAAAAAAACAUUUAUAGAGGAAAAAAAUGUUACUUGCUAGCUGUAUCCAGUUAACAAAUUGCUUUCCUUUGUCCAAUCUUGUGGUGUUCCUGUUUGUGUAUGUAUAUAGUGAAAGGAGAAAGUCACUGACUGGUCCAAUUACUGUGUGCAUGCUGGCUAAUUUAGUACAGAAUGUUAAAUCAUGUAUGUUGGGCAACCAAUUAAAGUAAAGAUUUAACUUCA
Messenger RNA from Serinus canaria (Common canary), 1609 nucleotides. RefSeq names its product secernin 1 (gene SCRN1). The record is from RefSeq and is a predicted model, not a curated record. NCBI's taxonomy places the organism in Eukaryota, Metazoa, Chordata, Aves, Passeriformes, Fringillidae. Bases 54 to 1298 code for a protein of 414 amino acids. Gene Ontology annotation, biological process: proteolysis. The transcript has 9 exons. Gene Ontology annotation, molecular function: cysteine-type exopeptidase activity; dipeptidase activity.